CUUAACUUGUGACCUGUCAUCUGUCAACUUACUGCUGCGUUGAUGUGUGAUGUGAUAGUAUUAUGAUAAAAAACAAGGAAUAAUAAUAUCGAAGCACUAUCUCUUAUAUGAUUUGUAAAUUAAUGUGAAUUAAUAAUUUAUCUUAAAUAAUAAUCAGCACAAUGCCUUUUCUACGACUGUCUCGUAAAAUUAUAUGCGGUGUAAAAACCAUAAAUGUAACAAAAAGCUCGAGCUUUCUAAACAUUUCACGAAACCUAAUGUCAAAAAGCUUGUAUUAUUGUGAAUUUGGUGAUCCAAUACAGGUAGUUAAAUUCAGAGAAGUAGAAGUGCCACCACUUAAAAGUCAAGAAGUUCUAGUUCGAAUGCUAGCCGCUCCAGUCAACCCGGCAGAUAUAAAUACCAUUCAAGGAAAAUAUCCAGUAAAGAUUAAUCUACCUAUCAUACCUGGAAAUGAAGGCGUAGGUGUUGUAGAAAAUAUUGGUAAUGAAAUAUCAGAUAUUUGUCCUGGAGAUAGAGUCAUUAUCACUAAACCAACAAAGGGUACAUGGCGUAAUAUUGGUGUUUUUCCAAAAGAUGUUUUACGAGUAAUUCCAAAGGAAUUGGGAAUAGUUGAAGCUGCAACACUUACAGUUAAUCCUUGUACUGCAUAUAGAAUGCUAUCAGAUUUCAAGCCUGUCCGUGACGGCCUUGUUGUAAUACAAAACGGAGCUAACAGUGCUUGUGGCCAAAAUAUUAUCCAAAUUUGUAAAGCAUGGGGAGUGAAAAAUAUAAAUAUUGUCAGAAAUAGACCUGAAAUUAAUGAAUUGAAGAAAUACCUUGAGAGUUUAGGAGCUACAUAUGUACUUACUGAAGAAGAAUUACGUAAUACUAAUAUAUUUAAGGAAAACAAAGUAAAUAGACCAGCAUUAGCAUUAAAUUGUGUAGGUGGAAAAAGUGCAUUAGAAUUAACUAGGCAUUUGGAUAAAUCUGGUAUAAUGGUAACAUAUGGUGCAAUGUCUAGGGAACCAUUCAGCAUUCCAAAUGCUGCACUUAUUUUUAAGAAUAUUUCUUUUCAUGGAUUUUGGAUGACAGCAUGGAAUGAAAAAGCCUCUGCUGAUCAAAAAGAGAUCAUGAUGAAAGAUGUUAUAAGUUUAAUGUGUGAAAAAAAGUUAAAAGGCCCAAUUUAUAAAAUGGUAAAAUUUGAAGAAUAUAAAGAAGCUCUUGCGAAUGCACUGACAACACAAGGUUUUGCUGGCUGUAGAAAUCAUUGUCUGCCACAUUUACCUUGUGUACCUGGUGAUGAAGGUGUUGGUGAAGUUGUUGAAAUUGGUAAUAAAGUUUGCACUGUUGAUCCUGGUGAGCGUGUAGUUUUAACUUCAAGGGGUCUUGGAACCUGGCAAUAUUAUGGCAUAUAUCAUGAGCGAGACAUCCACGUUAUAUCCCCUAACAUCCCCCUUCCUGAAGCAUCCAUGUUGACUAUCGCUCCGUGUAUGGCUUAUAGAAUGCUAAAAGAUUUUAAAAAGAUUAAACCCGGUCAAACUGUUAUACAAAAUGCUGCCAAUAGUGCCUGUGGACAGAGUGUAAUACAGCUUUGUAAGGCUUGGGACAUUAAUACUUUCAAUAUUGUUGCAAAUCAUUGUAAUUAUCAAUCUGUAAAAGAACAUCUCUUGAGUAUUGGUGCAACAGCUGUACACACCCUUGAAGAGGCAGAAGAACUCACAACAUUUAAUACAUCAUUAUCUAGACCUGUACUAGCUUUGAACUGCCUAGGUGGUAGAUUUGAGGAUGUUAUGUUAAGACUUCUAGAGAACAGUGGUACCAUAAUAUACUAUGGAUCGGCUUUUGCUAUACCCAUUGCGAAACACAUUGUACGCAGUGACGUUUUCUUUAAUAGAUUUCAUCUUUCUGAAUGGGAUGCUUAUGCUGGUGUAAUUGAAAAAGAUGUAAUGAUGAAUAAUAUUAUUAAACUAAUAGUAAUUGGAAAAUUUAAAGCACCUUCUUAUCAACCAUUGGAACUUAAAAAUUAUGUUCAUGCAUUUAAAAAUACUGUUAAUUGUGAAGCAUUUUCCACUAACAGUUACGUAUUUGAUUUCACGUUAACAUAA
Molecule: messenger RNA, 2084 nt
Organism: Vanessa atalanta (red admiral)
Lineage: Eukaryota; Metazoa; Arthropoda; Insecta; Lepidoptera; Nymphalidae
Product: enoyl-[acyl-carrier-protein] reductase, mitochondrial
Exons: 3
Coding region: 162-2084 (640 amino acids)
Biological process (GO): fatty acid metabolic process
Cellular component (GO): mitochondrion
Molecular function (GO): trans-2-enoyl-CoA reductase (NADPH) activity
Source: RefSeq, a predicted model, not a curated record